Monodelphis domestica (gray short-tailed opossum) is the source of this 2450-nucleotide messenger RNA. RefSeq names its product galactose-3-O-sulfotransferase 4 (gene GAL3ST4). The record is from RefSeq and is a predicted model, not a curated record. Gene Ontology annotation, biological process: glycolipid biosynthetic process. Gene Ontology annotation, molecular function: galactosylceramide sulfotransferase activity. NCBI's taxonomy places the organism in Eukaryota, Metazoa, Chordata, Mammalia, Didelphimorphia, Didelphidae. Gene Ontology annotation, cellular component: membrane.
GUCUGCCUCUGCCUACUUGUUUUUCUCUCAAAGUGCUUACGAAUGUCUUAAUUAGAUCUUACUCUCUGACUUUUGUUUCUGCUACUUUCUGCCAUGGCAUACGUUUUGGUUAUGUUGGGAUUUGUUUCACUUUUUCCCUUCACAUUUCUAAAACUGAAGAGGGAGGGGCAAAAGCAGAGACCAGAGAAGGGGGGAAACGAUGCAAAAAGAAGGCAAGCGAGUGAGUGACUUGGGAGAGAUGUGAGAAAGAGGAAGACACACAGACGCAGCGGCAGAGAUGGAGUCUGGACAAAGGGAGAGGGAGGAGGAAAGGAGAAUCUGGGGCGGAGCUGAACUGGAGAAAGUUUUGAAGAGAAAGUUGAGUUCCAAGGAAGCAAGCUGUGGCUGGGAUGAGAGGGAAAGAGGGGCUUAGCUCCCCACCUCACUCCCCUAAGAACAAUCUUCUUUAAAGAACAGAUGACAAGGUGACUACAGAGGAGACCUUGACUUAUGAUGAAGAAUUUCCUAACUAUAUUGAAGUUAUCUGAAAAUGGAAUGAGCUGCCUCAUGAGGUAGUGGAAUUCCCCUUCACUGGAUGUCUUCAAACACAGACUGAGGAACACUUGUCCAGGAUGUCGCAGAAAUAUUUCUGCUUCAGGAUAAUGCGUCUCUGGUUGUGGGGGUCCAGGGGCCUCUGGGCUGCUUUGGUAGUCUUCGUGACCAUUGGAUUAGCAUUCCAGAUUUGGCGAGGGCCCUUCCAGAAGAGGCCUCCUGGACUAUAUUUUCCCCAUUUGUGGACUUCUACCUCUGACUCCCCUGGCUCUUCUUUGGUCCCCUCCUGUCACCCCCAGCAACAGCUUGUUUUCUUGAAGACACAUAAAUCUGGGAGCAGCUCUGUACUAAGCCUUCUCCAUCAGUACGGGGACCGGCAUAGCCUACGCUUUGCUCUGCCAGUUCGAUACCAAUUUGGAUACCCGAAGUCCUUCCAAGCUGCUACAGUCAAAGGUUACCUCCCCCAUGGUGGGGGACCCCAGCCUGCCUUCCACAUCCUCUGUCACCACAUGAGAUUCAACUUACCAGAGGUACUCCGGGUCAUGCCCCCUGACAGUUUCUUCUUCUCCAUUGUCCGAGAUCCUGCAGCAGUGGCAAUUUCUGCCUUCUCCUACUACAAAUCUGUAUCAUCUGCCUUCCGUGCAGCACCAUCUCUAGCUGCCUUCCUGGCUUCACCACGAGCAUUCUACCGGCAAGGGGGACGUGGGGACCACUAUGCCCGGAACUUGCUCUGGUUUGAUUUUGGCCUCCCUUUACCCAGAGAAAUGAGAGCAUUGAAGAGGCAUCCCAAACCCCUCAAAAGAACCCAGUCCUCAGGUGUACAAAUAUGGCCAUCUGGCUCUGUAUUCAGGCCCUCAAAGCCUGACCCCAACUCCCUCCUCAAACCUCCUCCCCAUCCCAAAUCGAAUGUCCAAUCAGUUGACCACUCCAUGCCCCUCAGUCCUUCUGCAACAGACACAGUAUCUUCAUCCUUCAUCCAAUGGGCUCUGGCCUGGCUAGACUCAACUUUUGAUCUGGUCUUGGUGGCAGAAUACUUUGAUGAGUCAUUGGUACUUCUGGCAGAUGCCCUGUGCUGGGGUCUGGAUGAUGUGGUAGGCUUUGUACACAAUGCCCAGGCAACUGGUAUGAAGAGUGUGAGAGGUCAUAAGGAAGUCAAAGAUCAAGGUGGAAUCAAGGAUAAGCAAAUGAUUGCAAGGGCUAGAGCUUGGAACAACUUAGACUGGGCUCUCUAUGUUCACUUCAAUCACAGCCUGUGGGACCGUGCAGACCGUUAUGGGAGGGUGAGGCUUGCUUCAGCAGUAGCCAAACUUCGGGCUCGUAGGUCAGCUUUGGCAUCCCGAUGUCUUUUGGGGGGAGGAGCUGUGGACCCUAGUCAAAUAGCUGACCUCCAGCUCCGCCCUUUCCAGUUUGGGGCACGGGGGGUUCUGGGCUAUGUACUAAGAAAGGGGCUGACCCCCCAAGACCAAGAAGAGUGUGAGCGCCUUGCUACCCCAGAGCUGCAGUAUAAAGACAAGCUGGAUGCCAAACAGUUCCCCAAAGCUGUUCAGUCACUCUCUCACCCUAAUGCCACAAACCCAGGCCCUAAGGGCAGCUGAAACUAAAAGGAGAUACACAGAUAAAAUGGAUGGAGUAGCCAAAAUGGGCAAAGAAUAGGAAAAUCUGCUGCUGUAGAUCACACAGCUCCCUGGGAGCAGGUGCUGAAUAGGGCAGCUCAUUGCUUCCAAGGCUUCCAACCCUUAGGGGUUCCAGAUGUCUUACACCUAACCCUUAUCACCUCCUAUCCUCUCUACUUCCUUUUCCAGUCCCCUGGCAGGCUCCAUGUAGCAACUCUCAACUCCCUGGAAGAGUCAAAAGGUUAAUGUGAGGAAGUCUGUAGGAAAAUGAUGGAAAAAUAUGAAAUAAAAAGAUUCAGAAAUUUA